AUUUUACCUCGACUCUUUAAUUAAAGCAAGACAACGAUCGCCGCCCAUGGACCGGGACUUGAUUAGUGGCAGCCUCGUUAAGGAGACACAACACUCGCUACCUGAAACCAGUUGUCUUGACAGCCUCUCUGACGAAGCAGAGAAGAUACUGCAAAAUAGGAAGUACGGUCUUCAAUUUCAACAACCAGAUAAUAACUACAAUUGGGAAGAUUUGCGGGGGCCAUUCAAGAAUGUUGAUCUUUUUGAUGCAGUUUCUGUCGAAGCCAAUUUUGGCAGACAAGAAAUUCAAGUGGCUUAUGGUCAUGCUAGCUACCUUCGUCCAAGAAAAAGGAAGAGGCUAAGAAUUGGUGAUGACGUUGUAUUUGAGCAAGACCAACUUCAUUUUGAAGCAAACAAAGGCAGUAAUGGCUCGAAUUUAAAGGAUGCUUUAGCAUGGGUUUUCCUCAUCAACAACUUUACCCUGGAACUCCCCUCAGUGGUUUUCGAUCAGCUUUCCUCCAAACAUCACCCUGUGUACGCGCUCAUUUUGAUGUUGAUAUCGUCCAUAACAUUAAUGGCUUGCAUUGGUGAGCUCAUUUACAAAGGUAAAAAGGAAAGAGUUAUUUGGCAGUGGAGAGACAGAGUACCUUGGUUUUAUUGUCCAAGAACUGGCAAGCCUUUUGGUACCCUCUGGGAGAUGAUCGGAUUGGCUUGUGCUGUCCUUCAGUGUAUUCCUACAAUCAUCAAUUAUUCUUAUAUUCACCGACAUGGUGACGGCCCUAUCAAAACAUGUGCUUUGCCAAUCCUGUUUGCAUUCGGUUUGUUGUGCUCUAAAUAUUUGGAGAAGCCACACAGGAACAGUGGAGGAAACCCUACUGGUCAAUAUGGGGGCAGCACCGGUGGCCUUAAUCAAGUUCGUGUGGUACCGUAGCUUUCCACAAUCACAACCAAGGCUUUUGGCCCCUAAAUUUUGUUCUAUCGUCUUGUAAAUUGUUCUCACAUGCUUUCAGCAUAAACCAAUUGUGUUUUCUUUAUGCUUCUACCAUUAGUAAUGAAUCCAUGGCAGUGAGUUUAAGAGGAAGAGGAGGUGACUGUAAAGAUGGUUGAGACAAGGCUCCAUCGAUUGAUUUACCUCAUUUGAUGAUUAUACCGAAAGUUCGACUGUCAUUCCAUCCUCAUUAGAGAGAAUGCAAGAUUGAACUCUAUUUGAAGAAUAAGAUAGAAUAGA
Messenger RNA from Theobroma cacao (cacao), 1207 nucleotides. RefSeq lists its product as uncharacterized. NCBI's taxonomy places the organism in Eukaryota, Viridiplantae, Streptophyta, Magnoliopsida, Malvales, Malvaceae. The record is from RefSeq and is a predicted model, not a curated record.